This is a messenger RNA of Indicator indicator, 1827 nucleotides long. It is a transcript of the gene SPDL1, whose product is annotated as spindle apparatus coiled-coil protein 1. The transcript has 11 exons. Gene Ontology annotation, cellular component: outer kinetochore; spindle pole. Bases 1 to 1827 code for a protein of 608 amino acids. Lineage: Eukaryota; Metazoa; Chordata; Aves; Piciformes; Indicatoridae. The record is from RefSeq and is a predicted model, not a curated record. Gene Ontology annotation, biological process: mitotic metaphase chromosome alignment; mitotic spindle assembly checkpoint signaling; protein localization to kinetochore. Gene Ontology annotation, molecular function: kinetochore binding.
AUGGACACAGAGACUGUUUUGAGUCUUAGACAGCAACUCAAGGAAGCAGAGAAUGAGCGAAGAAAGGCAGCACAAUAUGGCUUGCAUUUAUUGGAGUCUCAAAGUGAAGUUCAGAAUCAGUUGGAUCAAAUACGUCGUGAACUGACUGAGAAAACUGAGAAAUUUGAACAAGAGAAAUACUCUCUUCAGAGAGAAAUCGAACUCAAGAAUCGGAUGUUGGAAAGCUUGAGUUUUGAAUGUGACUCCCUUAAGCAACAGCAAAACGUGCAACUGGAUAAACAGAAAGAGCAGCUUGCCAGAGUCUAUGGGCAAGAAAUCUGUGACCUUAAAAACAAGAUGGAGAACCUGAAAGCAGAAUUAGAUGAAACCCGACUCUCAGAGAAACAGCUGAGACACAAAGUGGAUCACCAGCAGGAAAUAAUUGCUGCCAAAUCAGAAGAACUCCAUAUGAUGUCUGAACGUGUACAUGAGACUAUGUCUUCAGAAAUGCUCAAUCUUCAGAUAGAACUCACUGAACUAGAAAAUGUGAAGGCCAAUGUUGAAGAAAAGCUGAAUGAGCUGCAGUACAGUAAAGAGCAAUUAGAACUCAUGAACAGUAAUUUACGUCAUCAGCUGGAGCGCCUACAGGGAGAAAAAGAAGAGAGGGAGAAAGAAGUUGUUUCUUACUGUAAUGCGUUAGAGAAAGCACGUGAAGCUAAUCAGGAGCUUCAAGUUCAGCUGGAUCACGCGGUGCAGCAGUCCUUGGACCCCACAAGUAGAGGCAAUUCUCUCUUUGCUGAGGUGGAGGACCGUAGGGCAGAAAUGGAACGACAGCUGAUCAGUGUGAAAAUAAAGUAUCAGUCUCUACAAAAACAGCAUGCAUUCACUAGAGAACAAUUGCAAAGAAUGAAGCUGCAGAUGGCUACACUGCUACAGAUGAAAGGCUCUCAGGCAGAAUUUGAGCAGCUGGAACGCUUACAGUCAAUGUUAGAACAAAAGAAUGGUGAGGUGGAAGAUCUUCUUAUCAAAGUGAGGCAGUUAGAAAAAUUUAAGACUUUAUAUGAGAAUAUGGAAGAAUCCAAAGUUAGCAGCGGCUCAAAAGGAGGAGAGCCUGGAGAUGGUUACUACGCAGAUUUACUGCAAAUUAAACUUGACAACUCAAACAAGGAAACUGAAACCUUGAAGAACGAACUAUCCUUGCAGAGGAUGAAAGCCCUAUAUGAGAGCCAAAGGGUUCUGGAAGUUGAAAGGAAACUCUUCACAAAUGAGAGGCAUUUGCAAGCUUGUCAGAGUGAGAAUAUGAACUUGAGAGUUAAGCUGGAUGAACUAAAAAUGAAAUACGAACCUGAAGAAUUAGCUAAAGGCACUAGAAUUAAAAAGAGGAGGGAGAAGAUUCCUGUGGACACUACUUGUGAAUACUUAGACAGCAAAAAUACUUCAGUAAAAGAAGCUGUUAUCGUUCAGUUGCCAAGCAAAGAAACAACAAAGAUGACUUCUGAGAACUGGGAGCCAAAUGAUGCUUCUCCAAAAAAACAUACUCUUGAAGCACCACCAAGAAACAUAGAUCCUCAAGCAACACAAAAAGUAGCUGAACAUGAAAAAGAAAGAAAGAGAGUUAAGAUUAAAGAUGAGAAUCAUGAAGGCUUUACUUCAUGUAGCAGAAGUGGAAACAAUUCCUUGACUUCAGCUGCCUCCAGGUUAACAGCUGAAUCCAGAUCUGAAACUACAGAAGACGACGAUAAGAAAGAAAACAAAGUCACGACUGAGAAGAAAACACAAAAGAAAAAAUACACAACAAUGUAUGUAUCUUCUACGCCAACUUCUGAAACACAGUGUGCUCAGCAAUAA